Molecule: messenger RNA, 1985 nt
Organism: Myxocyprinus asiaticus (Chinese sucker)
Lineage: Eukaryota; Metazoa; Chordata; Actinopteri; Cypriniformes; Catostomidae
Product: nuclear factor interleukin-3-regulated protein-like
Exons: 2
Coding region: 274-1686 (470 amino acids)
Biological process (GO): DNA-templated transcription; regulation of DNA-templated transcription; circadian rhythm
Cellular component (GO): nucleus
Molecular function (GO): DNA binding; DNA-binding transcription factor activity
Source: RefSeq, a predicted model, not a curated record
GAUCCUUGAGGCAGCAGUCAGUCCAGCGAGGAAAACGCACAGGAGGAAUACAAGUGUUAUUCCUCGAAUGGGAUUUAAUUACCACUGAAACUCUUCUGAUCGCUUUGAAUGUUUUCAUACACAUUAUAUCUGACCUCCAUCUGAUCGGGUUUUUAUUACAGAUCCAGAAGAAAUUUUCUUCACAAAGAGGACACACAUGACUUGUAUAGCACUGGGUUUACGAUGAGAAGUUUCCUUGAAACCAGUUUCAACUAAUGAGCUUAUGCCAUCUUGAUGACUACAUUGUGUAAAAUGCAGGCAAUUAAGAAAGAGCCCUAUGGUGGAGAGGAUGCCCUGAUGCUGGCUGUUGCUUUGCAAGGGGCAGACAGGGAUCUUAUUGACCACAAGCUGUCCACCCUGCCCUUUAAGUCCAAGUCUAUCACCUGUCGCAGAAAACGUGAAUUCAUCCCAGAUGAGAAGAAAGACAUCCUAUACUGGGAGAGAAGGCGCAAAAACAAUGAAGCAGCGAAGCGCUCGCGUGAAAAGCGCCGGCUCAAUGAUAUGGUGUUGGAGAACAAGCUCAUGGCCCUAGGUGAAGAGAAUGCAUCACUGAAAGCCGAGCUGCUGUCACUGAAACUCAAAUUUGGCCUAGUGAGCUCAGCAGCUUACACCCAGGAGGUGCAGGAAAUUUCAAGUUCCACUGCUGCACUCUACAAGGAUUUUGUCAUGCCAAGUGCCACCAAGGGUUCCUACCCAAGAGAACUGGAGCCAGUGCGACUGAGUAGCAGUUGCAUUUCGGUGAUUAAGCACUCACCUCACAGCUUUAUGUCUGAUGUGUCCGACGCAAGUGCGGUGACCCAGGGGAGCCCACUUAUAAAUAUUUCCAGAACUCCCGAUAUCAUCAAACAAGAACCCCUGGAAACUGGCAGUUAUGCAAAAGACAGGACCAGUCCAUAUGAACUGUACAGAAAUGACCUUAGUAGCCCUUUUCCUGGAAGCUUCUCCCAACCAUCUCCAUUCUUGCAACUUACCAGAUCAUCUAGCAAUUCACCACGAACGUCUGAUGGCGAUGAUGGUGCCAUAAGCAAGUCUUCGGAUGGAGAGGAUGAACAGCAGGUCCCAAAAGGUCCAGUUCCAUCCAGGGUUAACACAAAAAGUGUGAUAGUCUCGACCCUCAAAGUGCCGGAUGCCAGCGCAUCAGCUUUGCCCCACAAAUUGAGGAUCAAAGCACGGGCCAUCCAGAUCAAAGUGGAGGCUAUUGAUCCUGACUACGAAUCAAUGGGCAAGUCCUCCUCUCCCUCUGACAUGUCUGCAAGUGGAUUGUACCAAAUGGGACGGUUCGCUAAACCUGAGUACAUUCAAUCAUCUCUUAGCCCAUUGUCUUUGCAGGUGAACAAUGUUCAUGACUGGAACCACCAGCCUAAGGAAUGGAACAAAGAUCACCGGGAGACACCAGCUAACUGCAAACACCGGCUUUGUCCGGACUCACCAGGACCUAUUCCUAAAAAACGAAUUGUUGACCUUCAAAGCGACUCCAAUACUAACUCUGACUCUAAGAACUUGCACUUGAAACAGGGCAUUGCCGGUCUUUCAGCAGAAGUGGCCUCCUUGAAAAGACUGAUUACAAAACAGCAGGGGUCUGUAAUUGAGUCCAUCAAAAGCACUACUGAAUUUGACUCUGUAUCGAAAGGAUGUUUCUCUAACUGAGUUUCCUCUAUUUGCACAACGGCUGUUUUCCACUGUGUUUGCUACUGCAUUGUGCGGUUGUUAUGGUGUCAAAAGUUGCACUUCAUUGAGAAGAAUGUGUUUUUUGCACUUACUGUUGUAGUUUGGCGUGUCUUCUUGAUGACUCCAUUUGUAGCCAAGAAGCCAAAAAUGUGGCUACUGUUCAUGCAAAAUUAAUGUUAACUUUUAAAAUGUAUUGUACUUUGUUUUUUUUUUUUUGGUUUUGUUUUUGUUUUUUUUACAAUAAAUGUACAUAAGCACUGAAUUAUUUUUGUCUUUUU